Messenger RNA from Pyricularia pennisetigena, 2232 nucleotides. RefSeq lists its product as uncharacterized. Gene Ontology annotation, cellular component: nuclear pre-replicative complex; nuclear origin of replication recognition complex; DNA replication preinitiation complex. Gene Ontology annotation, molecular function: DNA replication origin binding. The transcript has 3 exons. Gene Ontology annotation, biological process: DNA replication initiation; DNA replication. Lineage: Eukaryota; Fungi; Ascomycota; Sordariomycetes; Magnaporthales; Pyriculariaceae. The record is from RefSeq and is a predicted model, not a curated record. Bases 1 to 2232 code for a protein of 743 amino acids.
AUGGCGAGCGUCUUGGACGAGGAAGAGCAUCAGACGGCAUACAUUUUCACUCCGUUGGAGGAAGCCGCAGCAGCAAGCAGCACACCUCGGCCAUCCAAACGACGGAAAGUAGGGUCUGCGGCGAUGUCGGGCACACAGAACCAAGACGGCGCCUCCGCCGCACCGCCCAACGGCGACGCCAAUCACCUCGCGUCUCUGUUCGUGCCGCUGCUCGGCGGCGCGGAACCCGCCGAGUGCGUGGCGGCCCGCGCGGCGCUCUUCGAGGCCAGCUGGGCGCGCGUCGAUGGCGCCGUGCAGCGGGUCCUGCGCGAGGCCAACGCGUCGACGCUCGAGCAAGUGUGCGGCUUUGUGGACCAGCACAGUGCCGGUGGCGGCAGUGACGACCAGGGGAUCCCGGCCGCCUUCAUCGUGACGGGGCCCAAUGUCUCGUCGCAGGACCUCUUGUUCUCGCAGCUCGGCGAGCGGCUCCGUGCCAACGGCGGCGGGGCCGGGUUCGUGCGCGUCGGGUCGGGCGAGGCGGCGAACCUCAAGGCCGUGCUCAAGAAGAUCAUCCGGGGCGUGUGUGCGUGCAGGCCCGCGGAUGGCGAGGCUGGAGAUGACCUCGAGCUCGUCACGCCCGCGUCGUCCCGCAGGAAGUAUCUCGACUACGACCUCGAGGCGCUGCACGUGUUUCUAAAGUCGAACCACCAGCAGCAGCAGCAACAGGGCAGCUCGUCCACCCCCGGCGGCGGCGGGAGGAACAGCAAGCGGGUGUGCGUGGCGUUUGAGGACAGCGAAGGGUUUGACAGCGGCCUGCUGUCGGAUCUGAUCGCGCUCAUGAGCUCGUGGCGCGACCGCAUCCGGUUCGUGCUUCUGUUUGGCGUCGGCACCUCGGUCGAGCUGCUGCAGGCCCGGCUGCUGCGCUCCACGCACCGACAGCUCCUGGGCGCGCAGUUCGACGUGGUCCGCACCUCUACCAUCCUCGACCAGGUCGUCAGGGCCUGCCUCGAGCAGGCAGACGGGGGUGUGGUGCUGGGUCCGGCGUUCCUAGCUGCGCUGCUUGAGAGGCAGGUGGAGCAUGUUGCGAGCGUGCAGAUGUUUGUCAAUUCUAUCAAGUUUGCCUACAUGUGUCACUUCUACGCAAAUCCUCUGAGUGUUCUCCUGGCUGAUGAACAAGAGAAUCUGGUCCGGCCUGAACAUGUAGAGGCAGUUCGCAACCUGGGCUCGUUUCGUGACGAGGUCGAAGACUCAGUGGAUGAGGGCGGCUCUCGCCUUGGCCAUGCACGCUCGCUUCUAGAGGAUGACGACUAUCUUCGCAGCCAAAUUCGAGAAAAUAUGACCAAAAGGAGAGCAUGGGCGAGGAAGCUGUCUCGGUCUUUACAACUCAUCGCCGAUGGGGGCUUGACUGCUACUGAGUUCACUUCUUUGUAUGUGUCUGCUGUGGCCAACGGUCUAGACCUGGCAGCGAGACAGAUUGGUGUCAUUGAUACCAUCAGGGCCAUGUCUCCAGAGGAGUUAAUAGCUGCUCUGGAAAAGCUCAUAGGUCUCAUCGGAGCUCACACCAGCGACGAAGACGGUGCCGAUACCGAAUCAUCUGCUACGCUAUUCACACAAAGCCUAGAUACUAUUCGCAGAUUACAGGCGCGCGCCGAGGACAAUGACACGACGCUGCGGAGCAAGUACAGCACGCAGGGAAGAAUACUAAGAACAACGGUGGUGGCCCAAAAGGUACAGUUGAGCCGCGACACGGCCGCGCUGACAGAGGACGACAAAGAAUACAGCGAAGUGAUGGACCGGCUGACAGAUCAUCUCGUGGCUGCCCUAUCGUGCCAAGCCGCUGACGAGCUCUUUUUGCACGAGGCCUGGCUCUACGACUCGGAAUCCCCACACGGCGCCGUCUUUGUGCCCACGCCAGGCGUCACAACCGAGAGGGCGCUGGCCAGGCCCCACGACUACCUGGCCUGCUCCUGCUGUCCUGCAAACGGCGGCCUAGGCCCGACCAUGCCGGCCGCCUCGAUCCUCUACCACCUGUACCAGGAGGCGGGGCCUUUGAUCAAUGUGGCAGAUCUCUGGACUGCCUUCUCUGCGCUCGUCAUCGGGGAAGAGGACGAUGCUGAGGACGACGAGAGGAAGGACAAGGAGCGCAAUGCGUUAGUGCUCUUCUAUCGCGGCCUUGCCGAGCUGCGUGCGAUGGGCUUUGUCCAGUCGACUAAGAAAAAGGAAGAUCAUAUUGCAAAGCUCAAGUGGGUUUGA